AUGCCUCUGUCCGGUGCCGACAAAUCGAACUCGCGCCAGCAACAUCCCCAAGACACGAAUGGCCAUGGCCCUUCCAGUUCGUUCAAGUGCCGAGAUGCCCCCUUACAUGCCAAUAGGCACCUGCGAGUUAUCUGCAUCGGAGCAGGUGCUUCAGGUUUAUACCUCGCGUAUAAGCUGAAAUACUAUUUCACUGAUUUCACCCUCAAUAUUUAUGAGAAGAACCCGGAAGUUGGAGGGACUUGGUUUGAGAACCGCUAUCCUGGUUGCGUGUGCGAUGUUCCAGCUCAUGUUUAUACCUACACCUUUGAACCUAAAUGGGACUGGUCCUCCUUGUUCGCUCCCGCGCCGGAGAUCUUGAAAUACUUCUGUGAUUUUGUCAACAAGUAUAAGCUGCGCGAAUACAUCUCCUGCAACCACGAAAUUAUCGGUGCCAGAUGGGACGGGACCACUUCAGAUCGCUGUGAUUUUUUAAUCAAUGCAGGCGGCUAUUUGAACAAGUGGCGUUGGCCUUCGAUCCUGGGUGUCGAAAAUUUCAAAGGUCCAAAGCUCCACAGCGCUGCCUGGGAUGGCUCCAUUGAUCUCAAGGGCAAGCACAUAGGUCUAAUUGGCAACGGGUCCUCAGGAAUUCAACUGCUACAGAAGUUACAGUCUGAGGUCUACCAUCUAACAACCUUUAUUCGCAACCCUUUUUGGAUCUGCUCAUUAAAAUUACCUCAAUUCUAUAUAUACAAAGACGAAGAGAAGCAAAGUUUCCGCGACGAUCCUACAAUGUGGCUCCAGAUGCGCAGGGCAACCGAGAGAGCAUUAGCCGGCGUCUUCCCCCUUUUCGUAAAAAAUUCUGCUACCCAAAAGGCCGCCUCAGCAUAUAUGAAGGACCAAAUGAUCCAGAAAUUGGGAGACAAAGAACUAAGUGAUAGAUUAAUUCCAAAUUUCGGACUGGGUUGCCGGAGAAUCACACCGGGCAUCGGGUAUAUGGAGAGUCUGUCCGAACCCAACGUAUCAGUCGUGUUCGGCAAUGUCACUGAGAUUACGGCCGACGCCUGUGUUACGGAUGACGGUCGCAAUUGGCCAAUUGACAUUCUAAUAUGCGCCACUGGGUUUGACACAACUUUUCAGCCGCAGUUUCCUCUGAUCGGGCGUGAUGGCAAGUCGCUGGCGGAUGAAUGGACGGAAGAGCCACGAAGUUACUUGGGCAUGGCCGUCCAUGGCUACCCCAACUACUUCAUGUUCUUGGGGCCCAACAGUCCUAAUGGCAAUGGGCCUUUGAUGUGCGCAAUUGAAGCACAGGGCCAGUACAUGGCGCAUUUCAUGAACCGCUGGCAGAAAGAGGACCUUGCUUCUAUUGAGCCCAAGGUUGCAGCAGUCAACGAUUUCAUGGAGCAGAAAGACGCCUUCAUGAAGACCUCGGUAUGGGGUAACAACUGCUCGUCCUGGUAUAGGAACCACAAAACGGGCAAAGUUACGGCUCUCUGGCCUGGAAGUACCCCGCAUUACCUGGAGGCAACUGUGGCACCGCGGUACGAGGACUUUGACAUAGGUUAUAGGACCAAUCGCUUCGCCUAUCUCGGAAACGGCUUUUCGCAGGCAGAGCUUAACCCUAAUGUCGACUCAGCUGACUAUAUUAGAAACGAAGAUUGUGGCGAGCUACUUUGCAGAAGCCUAGAGAGCACCUUCAACGCAAAAAAUGCCGAUAGGUUAAUGAAUGAGAUCUGCGAAAGCAUUAUCUAA
Molecule: messenger RNA, 1728 nt
Organism: Hirsutella rhossiliensis
Lineage: Eukaryota; Fungi; Ascomycota; Sordariomycetes; Hypocreales; Ophiocordycipitaceae
Product: NAD(P)-binding rossmann-like domain-containing protein
Exons: 7
Coding region: 1-1728 (575 amino acids)
Source: RefSeq, a predicted model, not a curated record